Molecule: messenger RNA, 2918 nt
Organism: Periophthalmus magnuspinnatus
Lineage: Eukaryota; Metazoa; Chordata; Actinopteri; Gobiiformes; Gobiidae
Gene: vps41
Product: VPS41 subunit of HOPS complex
Exons: 28
Coding region: 182-2746 (854 amino acids)
Biological process (GO): endosomal vesicle fusion; protein targeting to vacuole; vesicle-mediated transport
Cellular component (GO): HOPS complex; late endosome
Molecular function (GO): protein binding
Source: RefSeq, a predicted model, not a curated record
CGCCAGGCUGUCAGUCAUGUGAUUAGCUCAUGACAAGGAAGAGCAUGAAGUAAACAGUAUUAUGGCAUAUUGGCAAUGUUUUAUACAACAAGCCAUAUUACAUAUGUAAUUUAGUCUGUAAAUUGUUUUAGAUCUAGUCAUUUUGCAUCACACUGCCUUUGCUCAACGGACCGACAGAGCAAUGGCGGAGGCGGAGGAGCAGGGCAGAAAACCAAGUGAAGAGUUUACAGAUGACUCUGAGGAAGAGGACAGUGAGGAAGAGCCUAAGCUGAAGUACGAGAGGCUCUCCAAUGGUGUGACUGAGAUCCUCCAAAAGGAUGCAGCCAGCUGUAUGACCGUCCAUGACAAGUUCCUAGCCCUUGGUACACACUUUGGUAAAGUCUUCCUUUUGGACAUCCAGGGAAAUGUAACCCAGAAGUUUGAGAUUAGCUCGGUGAAGAUCAACCAGAUCAGCCUGGAUGAGAGCGGGGAGCAUGUGGGCAUCUGCUCCGAGGAUGGCAAGGUUCAAGUGUUCGGUCUGUAUACAAGAGAGGGCUUCCAUGAGAACUUCGACUGUCCCAUCAAAGUGGUAGCCUUACACCCUCAGUUUAGCAGAUCUAACAACAAGCAGUUUGUCACAGGAGGAAAUAAGCUACUUUUAUAUGAGAAAAAUUGGUUUAAUCGUUGGAAGACAGCUGUUCUUCAUGAAGGCGAGGGCACCAUCACUAAUAUUCAGUGGAGGGCUAACCUUAUUGCAUGGGCCAACAAUGUGGGAGUGAAAAUCUACGACAUUAGUACAAAACAGAGAAUUACAAAUGUAUUGCGGGACAAUGUCAGCUUGAGGCCUGACAUGUACCCAUGCAGUCUCUGUUGGAAAGAUGACACCACUCUGAUUGUGGGCUGGGGAUCCUCUAUUAAGAUCUGUGUUGUAAAAGAACGUAAUCCCACUGAAAUGAGAGACCUGCCUAGUCGCUAUGUAGAAAUAGUAUCAGCAUUCGAGACAGAGUUUUUCAUCUGUGGCCUGGCACCUCUGGCAGAUCAGCUUGUUACACUUUACUUUGUGAAGGAAAGCCCUGAGAACAUGGAUGACGACUUUCGGGCAAGGCCUCGUCUUGACAUCAUCCAGCCUCUUCCUGAAGGCUGUGAGGAAAUCUCCUCAGAUGCACUGACCGUGCGCAACUUCCAAGACAAUGAGUGCAGAGACUAUAGACUUGAACAUUCUGAAGGAGAGUCGCUCUUCUACAUCAUCAGUCCUAAAGACAUUGUUGUGGCCAAAGAGCGAGACCAAGAUGACCACAUUGAUUGGCUGCUUGAAAAGAAGAAAUAUGAGGAGGCUCUCAUGGCUGCAGAGAUCAGCUUCAAAAAUAUCAAGCGACAUGAUGUAAAGAAAAUUGGGAUGUCUUACAUCAAUCACUUGGUAGAAACAGGGGACUAUGACAAUGCGGCAAGAAAAUGUCAGAAAGUUUUGGGGAAAAAUAUGGAGCUCUGGGAGAAUGAAGUUUACAGAUUUAAAACGAUUGGACAGUUAAAGGCCAUUAGCCAAUACUUACCAAGAGGAGAUCUGCGUCUUCGUCCUGCUAUUUAUGAAAUGAUCUUGCAUGAAUUUCUCAAAACGGAUUAUGAGGGCUUUGCUACACUUAUUCGAGAAUGGCCUGGAGAGCUGUACAAUAAUAUGGCCAUCGUCCAGGCGGUCACAGAUCACCUAAAGAAAGAACCCACUAAUAGCACUUUGCUCACCACACUGGCCGAACUGUACACAUAUGACCAGAGGUAUGAUAAAGCCUUAGAAAUUUAUCUGAAACUGAGGCACAAAGACGUGUAUCAGCUCAUUCAUAAACACAACCUUUUCUCCUCAAUUGAAGAUAAGAUUGUCCUUCUUAUGGACUUUGAUAAAGAGAAAGCUGUUGACAUGCUGCUUGACAAUGAAGACAAAAUAUCUAUUGACAGAGUGGUAGAGGAGCUGGCAGACAAACCUGAAUACCUGCAUGUGUACCUCCAUAAACUUUUUAAGCGGGAUCACCACAAAGGCCAAAAAUAUCAUGAGCGCCAGAUUGGACUGUAUGCCGAGUAUGACCGACCAAAUCUCCUACCUUUUUUGCGAGAUAGCACACACUGCCCUCUGGAGAAGGCUCUUGAGAUUUGUCAGCAGAGGAACUUUGUUGAAGAGACAGUUUUCCUUCUCAGCCGAAUGGGAAACUGCAGGCGAGCUCUACAAAUGAUCAUGGAGGAGCUUGGAAAUGUGGACAAGGCUAUAGAGUUUGCUAAAGAACAAGAUGAUGCUGAACUCUGGGAGGAUCUGAUCUCUUAUUCAAUUGACAAACCACCCUUUAUCACAGGCCUCCUGAAUAAUAUUGGAACUCAUGUGGAUCCUAUUCUUCUCAUUCACCGCAUUAAGGAGGGAAUGGAGAUCCCAAACCUCAGAGAUUCACUAGUUAAAAUCCUUCAAGAUUAUAAUUUACAAAUUCUCUUGAGGGAAGGUUGUAAGAAGAUCUUGGUGGCUGACUCUCUUUCACUGCUCCAGAAAAUGCACCGGACACAAAUGAGAGGCGUCAGAAUUGAUGAUGACAAUAUUUGUGAGUCAUGUCAUGCAACAAUAUUACCGUCAGACAUUACAAGAAACUUCAGUGUGGUGGUGUUUCACUGCAGACACAUGUUUCACAAAGAGUGUUUGCCAUCCACAGGAACUACUCCUGGUGUGCAGUUUUGUAACAUCUGUAGUGCCAAGAAGCGUGGACCAGGAAGUGGAAUACUGGAUAUGAAGAAGUAGCCUUUCACUUGUAACUUUUUUUUUCUUUCAUUUUCUUUUGUGCCAUUCAUUACUCAGAAUUUGCUAAACAACACAACUAUCUACCAAUUCAUAAAUGUGUAUUUACUUUUCACUGUACUAAUCACUUACAAAAUACUUAAAAAUGCCUGUUAUUAGUUUUAUGCAUCAUGAC